GCAUUUCGGCCACUUACCUGAAUUAAUUAAACUUACGUAAUAGUUUUAUAAAAAAAAAUGCAAUAAUUAAUUAUAAAAAUUGAUUACAAGGGAACAAAAACCCUACCCUAAGUUGGCAGCACUUUUUGUUACCGUCUUUCAAGAGCCGGGUUUUUACGCUUUUUAUUCCAAUAAUUGUGUAAUAAUGAGUGAAAAACAAUUGUCCACCGACGAGGCGGAGGUCUACGACCGCCAGAUUCGCUUGUGGGGCAUCGAGGCGCAGGAAAAGUUGAGAGCCGCCAAUGUUUUGUUGAUUGGGGUCCGCAGUUUGGGCUCCGAAAUCGCCAAAAACAUCCUGCUUUCGGGGAUCAACUCGUUGACCAUUCUGGACGACGGAGUUGUCUCGCAGGACGACGUGACUCGUAACUUUUUGUUACACGAAAAAGUGGCCCUCGGGAGCAAAAUCGCGGAACAGGUCCUGCCGAGGGCCCAGGCCUUGAAUCCGUUGGUGAAAAUUGUGGUUGACACGGGUUCAGUUGCGGCGAAAAGUGGGGACUAUUUCAAGGAGUUUACGAUUGUGGUUGCCACAAAGCUAAAGUUUGAGCUGAUUUUGAAAAUUGAUGGGUUCUGCAGGGAGCACAAUGUCAAGUUUAUUUACGGCGAAGUGGCCGGGUUUUUUGGGUAUUCGGUGUCGGAUUUCCAGGAUCAUGAAUAUUUCGAGGAUCGGAUCCAGCUUGCAACAGGCGCGAAACGGGGCCAUGAAGGGGACAAGAAAACGAAACGAAUUAAAGGCAAAUUGACUUAUCCUCCGUUAAAUAAAGUACUUGUGUUACCCAACACGAAACAAGACAUUGGGAGCAUUAAAAAAAUGUCAAGACCUAACAAGUUGUUCGUCUGCAUGUUAAUGUUACUGGAAUUUCGUAAGAGGUUCGAGCGUGACCCUGAUUUAGAAAAUAAAUCAGAUGAAAUUGAAGAACUGAGAGACAUCGCUACUGAAAUAAUAAAAUUGUAUCAAUUCACAAAAGUCAACGUUGAUAAUUUAUUAGAUCUGGUAUUCGGUGAAGUCAGUCCUGUUUGUGCUAUCCUUGGUGGGAUAAUGUCCCAAGAAGUGAUCAAAGCAGCCUCACACAAAGAAGUCACAAUCAAUAACAUUUUUCUUUUUGACCCUGUGACUUACAGCGGGAAGGAACUAACAGUAGGAGCAUAAUUUUUCAGUAUUGUAUUUUUUGUAAUAAAACACUAAUCCUA
Tribolium castaneum (red flour beetle) is the source of this 1227-nucleotide messenger RNA. RefSeq names its product Activator of SUMO 1 (gene Aos1). NCBI's taxonomy places the organism in Eukaryota, Metazoa, Arthropoda, Insecta, Coleoptera, Tenebrionidae. Gene Ontology annotation, molecular function: SUMO activating enzyme activity. Gene Ontology annotation, cellular component: cytoplasm; SUMO activating enzyme complex. The record is from RefSeq and is a predicted model, not a curated record. Bases 185 to 1186 code for a protein of 333 amino acids. Gene Ontology annotation, biological process: protein sumoylation. The transcript has 4 exons.